This is a messenger RNA of Eimeria tenella, 351 nucleotides long. Its product is annotated as small GTP-binding protein sar1, putative. Gene Ontology annotation, cellular component: COPII vesicle coat; endoplasmic reticulum exit site. Gene Ontology annotation, biological process: membrane organization; intracellular protein transport; vesicle organization. The transcript has 4 exons. The coding region runs from base 1 to 351 and encodes 116 amino acids. Gene Ontology annotation, molecular function: GTP binding; GTPase activity. The record is from RefSeq and is a predicted model, not a curated record. Lineage: Eukaryota; Apicomplexa; Conoidasida; Eucoccidiorida; Eimeriidae.
AUGUUCUUCAUCAACUGGUUUUGGGACGUGCUGGGGUACUUCGGACUUUCCCGCAAGUCCGCCCGCAUUGUUUUUCUAGGCCUCGACAAUGCAGGAAAAACCACUUUGCUGCACAUGUUGAAGGACGACAGAGUGGCGCAGCACGUCCCCACGCUGCACCCCCACUCUGAGGAGCUCAUUGUGGGAAAGAUUCGUUUUAAGACAUUCGACCUUGGAGGCCACGAGACAGCAAGGAGGAUUUGGAGAGACUACUUCGCAGCCGUCGACGCAAUUGUUUUCAUGGUGGACGCGACGGACAGGGGCCGCUUCCAGGAGGCCAAGGAAGAGUUGACGGUAAACCCUAAACCCUAA